Molecule: messenger RNA, 360 nt
Organism: Scedosporium apiospermum
Lineage: Eukaryota; Fungi; Ascomycota; Sordariomycetes; Microascales; Microascaceae
Exons: 4
Coding region: 1-360 (119 amino acids)
Biological process (GO): ubiquitin-dependent protein catabolic process; protein ubiquitination
Cellular component (GO): nucleus; cullin-RING ubiquitin ligase complex
Molecular function (GO): zinc ion binding; ubiquitin protein ligase activity; cullin family protein binding
Source: RefSeq, a predicted model, not a curated record
AUGGCCGAUGUCGACAUGACCGAUGCACCCGCGGGCCCUUCGACUGCUAAGAAAGCAGGCAAUGGCGGAAGCAAGAAGCUAGAUGGAAAGAAGAAGUUUGAAGUUAAAAAGAUUCAUGCUGUUGCUCUGUGGGCCUGGGAUAUCGUCGUAGAUAAUUGCGCGAUCUGCCGCAAUCAUAUCAUGGACUUAUGCAUCGAGUGCCAAGCAAAUCAGGCGUCAGCCACAAGCGAGGAGUGUACUGUCGCCUGGGGUAUAUGCAACCAUGCUUUCCACUUCCAUUGCAUUUCACGAUGGCUCAAGGCCCGUCAAGUAUGUCCGCUGGACAACAGAGAUUGGGAAUUCCAAAAGUAUGGACGAUAG